ACAGACCUUCCUGUUUAUUUGUCUGUGUGUACCCAGAGUGUGGCCUCACAUGCUUUGAGGCCCUUUCCUGUCUUGUCUGGAUCACUUUGGCGGUGCCUUUGCCCAGGAUGAGGAAACUGAGGCCAGAGAGGAGGAAGUGCCAGCAUCGCCGACAGAGCCCUGUGGGACCUAGCCCCUGCUUCCCGGCCGGGUGCCUUUCACCUCUGCCAAGGCCUGGGAGAGGGUGCUUGAGCCUCAGUCUGGGUGGCUGUGCCUGGCAGUGUCAGGCUGGCACAGAGAGGCAAGCAAGACCCCUUCUAGGUCCAGGCUCCCUCCCAGAUGGAGAUGCGGAUCAGGCACGGGAGGGUGGGGGGUGACUGCCCGCUGCUUGCUUCUCUCCCUUUAGCCCUCAGAGCAGCCUGAGGGGUGGAUAUUGAUAUUCCCAUUUUGUAGUGAAAAAACUGAGCAAAGUUAAGCAGAGGUAGGAGAGGAGUUCGUUCAGUUGGAUCCUAGAGCAAGGGGCGGAGUCUAGCAAUCGUGUCUGUGAAGUUGAAAGAGGGAAGGAUGCUCAGAUGGCGGAAGAGGGCAGGGAGGCCCCCUCUCGCCAUCCCACUGCCUCUCAUCCUUUGGAUCAUUUCUCCUUGUGACCUCGACCAAGGCCCUCCCUCUUUCGUCUCUCAAUUUCCCCAUCUGCCCAGGACAGGAGCGUCUGAACCCACCCUGAGCUGGUUAACUCCAGUGCUGGGCACUGGCCCAGCUGGUUAAGGGCAGUGGGGGUGGCAGGUGGGCCUUGUGGCUGGGCUGGGGCUCGUGUGUGGCCUUUGUCCUGGGCUGAGGGGGUGGGCUGGGGCGGCGGGUUUUGUGCUCUUGUGAGCCUUUCUCUUCCCUAGUUCCCCUGUGGAUGGGAGGGAGGUGGCAGAGGCCCCGCAUCUCCCCCCUCUGCAGCAGAUGGUCCCCAGCCACCCCCUCCCCUACCCCAGCAGCCUGCGUGUCCUUUUGUUUCCUGCAGCCUGUGAAGUUUUAACCAUUGUCAGGGGCCCUUCCUUAAACAAAUCAAGUGCAGCCCUCAGCUCAGAGGAAAGAAACUCUGGGACCUCCGGACUCACAGGGCUGAAACCACCAGCCUCACUGCCCUCUCCUGCCCUUUUCUGGACCUGGCCCCCUCGCCCCGCACCUUUCCAUCAUUCUCCUUACUCAGGCUCACUAAUUGUCAUCAACGGACAGUCCCUUGUCCAUUUGGCCUGUGCUCCCGCUUGAGAGAGUUCCACUCUCUGACAGCUGUUUGGUGGCAAGAGUUUGCCAGGAGCAGGGCAUGACAGGCCUGGCUUCUUUACCAGGAUCCCUUGGGGGCUGUGUUGAAAACAGACUUGGGUGGGGGCAGAACAGAGUGGGGAGGCUAGGGGAGGGGCCACCCCAAAGCAGGCAGGAGGUGACAAGGGCAGGCUGGAGAAUGUGAGUGUGGGGAGGGGAGAACUACAGUGUGUGAGAAGGGGGAGGCACUGCCACGGAGGCUUUGGGUCCCAGCAAGGAGGGAGGCAGACCAGGUCUGGGGAAGCACAGGGCCACAGUCAAGCCCCAGGGGAUCUGAGAGCUUGGGGCUCAGGGAGGAGCUGGGGAGGGAAGUGGACUUGUGAGUCUUAGCUUCACAGGGACUGAUGGCAUUGCCGAGGGACUGUGCUGCAUGGAGAAGGUGGCCAGGGCCCGAGCUUGGAUCGCCAGCAUACUUCCUGUGGAAAUCCAGGGCCCUCCAGCAUCGGCUAAGACCCUAGGGAGAGGGGCUCAGAAGACAUUCAUCUUCACCGACGGCCCAGAUGAAAGCCUCCAGGAGAGACUGGGGUCUCACCUUGUGGUCACCAACUGCUCCGCAGAGCAUAGCCACCCAGCUCUGUCUUGCAAGAUGGCUGCGGAGUUCGAUGCCUUCUUGGCCAGUGGGCUGAGGUGGUUCUGCCACGUGGAUGAUGACAACUAUGUGAACCCAAGGGUGCUGCUGCAGCUGCUUAGAGCCUUCCCUGUGGCCCAAGACAUCUACGUAGGCCGGCCCAGCCUGAACCGGCCCAUCCAUGCGGCUGAGCCGCAGCCCCACAACCGCACGAGGAGGGUACAGUUCUGGUUCGCCACGGGGGGUGCUGGCUUCUGCAUCAACCGCAAACUGGCUUUGAAGAUGGCCCCAUGGGCCAGUGGCUCCCAUUUUGUGGACACAUCUGCUCUCAUCCGGCUACCCGAUGACUGCACUGUGGGCUACAUCAUCGAGUGCAAGCUGGGCGGCCAUCUGCAACCCAGUCCCCUCUUCCACUCCCACCUGGAGACUCUGCAGCUGCUGAGGGUAGCCCAGCUCCCGGAGCAGGUCACCCUCAGUUAUGGUGUCUUUGAAGGAAGACUAAACGUCAUUAAGCUACCAGGCCCCUUCUCUCCCGAGGAUGAUCCCUCCAGGUUUCGCUCCCUCCACUGUCUUCUCUACCCAGACACACCCUGGUGUCCACAGCUGGUUGUCCGAUGAAUCCUGAACUCUGGGCAAAGAUUGGGCUGAGGCUUCGGACUGUCCCUCAUCUCCUAAGGCAGCACUGAAGGCCCUGGGAAGGUGCUCUGUGGUAGGCGGGGCCCUGUGGUAGGCAGUCCCUGCAGGGCCUCUGGCUGGUGGGCAAGCCCAGGAUCUAGAUGGUAGUAGUUGGCACUGAAGGCAUCCCAGGCACCUCAGGGGUGAGCUGGACAGCGCACAGGACCUGGUGGACCAGAUGAUGGCCAGAGAAGCUCUGAGGGCUGGACAUCCUAGGUGGCCUAAUUGGAAAAAGCCUACUUGCCCUUUAAAGAGUGACAUGGGCCUUGGGUAGUGUCUGGCCCCUAUUCCUGGCUCUGACCUCUCAGUCAUUCCCCUGGUGCUCCAGUGCUGGGUCACUCACUCCUGGAGCCACUUGAGGGGUGGCUUCCUUGGCUGGGUCUCCAAUUGCUGAGGGGACCCAGGUAGAAUAAUGGCAAAAUCCAGGGUCUGUGUCAGAUACUGUUGCUGGCCAGUGUCCAGGUGCUCCUUGUUCCCCACCCCUUACUAAGAAGAUCAGAUUUUGUUUGGAAUCUCAGUACUCCCAAGCCCAGUGGAGGAUCAUAAUAGGGCCCAGCCAGGUGUGACAAUCCUUUUGCUCAUGUUCCCAGCCUCCCUAGCUGUUAGGGGCUGCCAUGUGACCAGCUCUAGCCAGAAGGAACUAAACAAAGCCCAUAGGGCAGUUUCUGAGGAAGGUUUUGCAGCUGUAUACCUCAUCUUUCUGCUGUGAACCUGGGUGUGAUGGUUGGAUCUGGGGCAGCCACCUUGAUGCCAUGAAGAAAGGCCAAGACAAUCAUUCACAGACGUCUCCUCCAGCAUCUGGUUCUGUGAGAAAAUUAAACCUUUAUUUAAGUCUCUCUUGAUCCAGUUUUCUGUUACACGCUGCCAAAGUGUUCCUGACUGGUUUAAGGCUUUUGGUCUCUCUGUCACAGUGGUGAUGGUGGUUGCUUUAGGUAGCAUGAUAUAAUAUUUGUAAAGGGCGCAUACAUGUGACAUAGCCUGGUAGAGAAAGAAAAGGCUCAGUGAGUGGUGACUGUUAUUACUCUGUCGGGUGUGUGAGGGUGUGCUUGUGUGUGUGUGUGUGUGUGUGACAUGACCCCUUCUACACAUCUGUGCAUGAGGAUAUAUGUGUGGUUUGUAUACCUGUGUUACACAUGUGUGUACCUCAUGUAUAUAAGGGUGUAUGUGCCACGAGGUGCUGGCGCUGGGAAUUGUUUCUCCUUUUCUAUGCCUUCAGGGCCUGGGUCGGGGAGGUGAGAGAAUCAGGGAAGGCAAAAUGGGGACUUAAAGCUGAGGGAUUCAGCCGCAGGUGUCAGAUCAAGGUGCCUAGGGGCAAGUUGACGGCCAAGGUGGGCACUGAGUAAAUUCAAGUGCCCUAAGAAUUUUAGAUGCCAGGGAGGUUGGAUGAAUGAAUGAAAGUGCUUGUGGUGAAAUUUCAGGCAUGAUGGCACAUAGUGGGGGUUAGAGAUGGGGGGCCUCUUCUCCCCACUCUGCGUCAUGCCUGGUGAUCUGGGACUUGGGGUCACAGUGGGAAUCUUGGAUGAGCCAGGAGGGAGGAGAGAUCCUGAGGUCUGCAGGGCUCUGACUGAGGCAGCCACGGUCAGGGGCUUCUUUGGCGUACAUCCUGCACCUUGAAGGACCAGAAACCUUGUUCUGGCCACAUCUGUGUCUGGGGUGUCUGCUGAGCAUCUGAGCCCCAGCCCCUUGUUUUCUGAGGAUGAGAGGUCCAGAGAGGGACUGCCACAUGCUUGUGGUCACACAGUGGGUCAGGUGCACAAGCCCAGCUGCUUGGGCUUUUCCAAAGCUUCCUUUCUUUUGGGCUGACCUAAUGCUGGGUUUGUGGGAUGCGAGUCAAGCCGAGUGAGGAUGGCCCCAGCCCUGAAGCCCUGUGGGGAUGGAAUGGGGCCAUCCACAGCCGCUGACUGCCCCGCCCUGCCCGGGGAAGGCUGCUGGUCGGCCCGCUUUUAGAAGCAGCCGCAGAUUUUCGGGUUGUUCCCAGAUCCUGAGGGUCGGGUGGAGGGAACAGGACUAGGGCCAUCUGCUGCCUCUAUUGUCCCAGAAUAGCUGGGGGUAGGGAGGGGGAGCAGAGUCAGCAAGGAUCAAAAUUGGGAGAGAGGAAGGAGGGAGGCUGGGUUUAACCAUUUGUGUGUCUGAGGCUUUGAAGCUCCCUGUGCCCUGUGCUGUGGUGACCCAUCUGGGCCCCAGAGGCAGGGGCUAGGAGUGGAGUGGGGGCAAGUUUGGACCACCUUGUCUUGGCCUUGCUGUGUCUCCUGGGCAUGUAGCUGCCCCUCAGCCUCCUCAACAUUAGCCUGGGGGCUGGUGAGCCCCCACCUGCCUGGUUUAGGGGGCUUGUGGGUGGGAUAAAUUGAGGGCUAUGGUUGACCCCUGACCCUUGGACUGGACAGCUAAGGGUGAUAAGGGGGACAGAGAAUGACUGCAGAGCAGGAGCCCUGCCCUGGGGAAGGCAUUGGAAGGAGCCUGGAGAUUAUCUAUAGGGGUGUCUUCUCCAAUCAGUGCCCACCCACUGCAAGGAGUGGACAGCAGCCCAAGGCGUGCCCCCUCACCCCCCAGCAACACUGAACUGAUGCCCCUGCACCUUCUGUGAGCCAGACCUCAUGCAGGCAGUGAGCAAGGGGGACUCCACACCAGGAGGCUGGUGACCUGUCACCUCAGCUUUGCCUGCUGUAGGUAUAUGACAGUGGCAAUAUAAACAUAGGUGUACAAGUGCAUGCGGGGAGUCAGGCACUGUCCUAGGUCCUUCACAUGAUUAGCUCAUUUCGUCCUCACCUAGUUGAAGUAGGCACUAUUAUCCUAUAUUACAGAUUAGGAAACUGAGGCACAGAGGCGGAGAAGGCCCCUGGUCAGUGUCACAGGCCUUCUUGGUGCCAGAGCCAAGAUUCGAGGCAGCCUGGCUCUGCAGUGGUCAUCUCACUGUGGGAUGACCUUGAAGUGUCAGAGAGCCUCACCGUGCCUGGCUUCACCCUCCUGUCUGCUCUGCCUUGAGGCAGGUGAUUUCAUUGCUCACUGCCCUCAUCUGUGAAGUGGGUGCAAUGACUCCCAGGAACAAUUGCGUGAGGCUUUGGAAUCCUGCACAGCAGGCUCCUGAGUCAGGGGAGCUGCUCAGUAAAUCUCAUCUCCCUGCCCUCUCUGUGCUCAAGUUCUCAGCUGAGGAGGGGGCAGCAGCAGUGCUGGGUUGGCCAUCGCCCCCAUCCGGUUUGUUAUCACAGCACCCCACCCCCAGCCCCCUGCUCUCUGGCUCAGGCACUAUGGCUGCCUUGCUUUUCCCCAGCAGGUGCUAAGUUCUCUGCUGGCACCAGCUCUUCCUUCUCCCUGGAGUGCACCACCCAUUGCUGCAUGGCUGGCUUGUUCUUGUCAAGCUCCCGGGUCCCCUCCUAGGGAGCUCCCUAACGCCCCACUAUACAACAGUCACCCGGUGGCUGUCAAUCACUGUCCCUUGCAGUAACUCUCUGCAUGCCCCUCACCCUCACAGACAUGUCUCUCAGGUAUGUGCUUGUCAUCUGCCCUCACCUGACUCUUAGCUCCGUGGCCCCAGGAGCCUGUCCCUUCUGUCGGCUCAUGACCUAACAUAGUAGGUGCUCAAUAAUAAACAUUUGAGGGAUGAAUAGAAAAAUGAGUGAAUGGGCUUCUCAGGUCUCUUUCAGCUCUGUCAGUGUUUCAAGAGUCUACAAAAGGUGCUAACACCAGUGAGGGCAAGGGGAUAGUGGACGUAUAAUGGAGGGACCAGGGUGGCACCAGAACCCAUCCGUCAUUCUUAGUAUCACUCAUGUGAUGCUCAGGACACAGGACCACCCAGGAAGUCUAUUUGCCAAAAUCACUGGUCCUACAUCAGAUCAACCUUCUGGACCUAAAGAGCAGUUUGCAGGAAAUAGGAGGACAGUGCAACAUGUUAACCAUGAGGCCUCAAUCCACCAGAACGAGGGAGUCAACAAUGAGGAACAUUCUACAGGACCAACGACCUGGUUCUUCAACGAGUAAAAUGGCAUAAAAGGGAAGAGAUUGAAUUUUUUUUUUUUUUCUUUGUAGAGACAGAGUCUCACUUUAUAGCCCUCGGUAGAGUGCUGUGGCCUCACACAGCUCACAGCAACCUCCAACUCCUGGGCUUAAGCGAUUCUCUUGCCUCAGCCUCCCGAGUAGCUGGGACUACAGGCGCCCGCCACAAUACCUGGCUAUUUUUUGGUUGCAGUUUGGCCAGGGCCGGGUUUGAACCC
Nycticebus coucang (slow loris) is the source of this 6741-nucleotide messenger RNA. RefSeq names its product MFNG O-fucosylpeptide 3-beta-N-acetylglucosaminyltransferase (gene MFNG). The record is from RefSeq and is a predicted model, not a curated record. The coding region runs from base 1661 to 2476 and encodes 271 amino acids. Gene Ontology annotation, molecular function: O-fucosylpeptide 3-beta-N-acetylglucosaminyltransferase activity. Gene Ontology annotation, cellular component: Golgi membrane. The transcript has 8 exons. Gene Ontology annotation, biological process: pattern specification process; regulation of Notch signaling pathway. NCBI's taxonomy places the organism in Eukaryota, Metazoa, Chordata, Mammalia, Primates, Lorisidae.